AUGCCCCCCGGGGGACCCCGUCCCGGGGAACCGUCCGCCAGCCCAACUGCCGAGGCUGCCAAGAUCGCCUGUCCGAAGCAAGCUUUACCGAAAGCACUUUCUAUGGGCGCCACCAGUCAGCCAAGAAAGUAUAGCCGGGUCUUGGCGAGUCUAUGUUCACAUUGCGGGGAAAUACAGCCGAACCAGGGGAAGCGGGUCCAGCCGCCAUACAAACUCCACUGUCUACCCCACGCCGAUGCGGAUCUGGAGAGGCUCUACCGUGGUUUGACCGGCCAAUCAUACUACGCAAUUGUGACCUCCGCAAGGCAAACCGCACAGGUUGAACUUCAUGCUAUGGUCUGA
Molecule: messenger RNA, 342 nt
Organism: Penicillium mononematosum
Lineage: Eukaryota; Fungi; Ascomycota; Eurotiomycetes; Eurotiales; Aspergillaceae
Exons: 3
Coding region: 1-342 (113 amino acids)
Source: RefSeq, a predicted model, not a curated record